Molecule: messenger RNA, 837 nt
Organism: Phytophthora infestans T30-4
Lineage: Eukaryota; Oomycota; Peronosporomycetes; Peronosporales; Peronosporaceae
Product: down syndrome critical region protein 3
Exons: 7
Coding region: 1-837 (278 amino acids)
Biological process (GO): intracellular protein transport
Cellular component (GO): endosome
Source: RefSeq, a predicted model, not a curated record
AUGACUCACGUAGAGAUUGACUCCGCUCGGUUCCGCAAGGAACUGCUCUUUGUCUGCUUCAAGAGCGACGACGCCUCUAUCGACCGUGUGCGACAGCUGCAUGAAGUGCUCCCGAGCCCCACGGACAAGGUGCUGUCACCUGAGAUCGUGCAGGGCCAGGUGAUCAUCUCGUCGCCCAAAGGUUUCUCCCACCAGGGAUUAGCCAUGAAGGUGGAGGGUAGCGCUCGUAUGCAAUUAUCCACAAAGGGCGCAGGGCUCUUUGAGUCCUUCUACAAUAACGUGGCUCAUCUGGAGCUAGUGUACUUUCACCUCCCCGUGGCUCCAGCAGGCAAGGUCCCUCCAGGUAUCACCAAAUUCCCCUUCGAGUUCGAACUACAGGGAAACGAUGGCCAAGAGCUACUGGAGACGUACCAUGGGGUGUACGUUUCAGUUAAAUACGAGAUCGUGUGUGACUGUAUCCGAGGUAUUAUGAAGAACAAACUGCACAAGACACUGGAAUUUGUGGUGGAAAUACCGCUGAGAGAGCCACUACUGGACUCGCCUGAAGAGUUUCAUAUCACACCGGAGUCUCUGGAGAAUGUGCGACCGCAGAGUUUGUCAGCGAUGCCGUAUUUCCAUAUCACGGGCAAGGUCCAUCGCACAAACUGCCCAGUGAACUUACCGUUCACCGGCGAGAUAAUAAUUGAGGAAGCCAAGAGUCCGAUCAAGUCGAAUAAGCUGAGCAUUUUUGUCUGGUGCCACUCAGCCUUCAAGGUUGAAUUCGAGACCAACAUCGUGGUUCUGUUUGAAAACGGAAACAUGAUUACGGAGAACUUCCCCAUUACUUUAUAUCGGUAG